AUGUCCGGCGGCUUCGAUUUUCCUCCUGCAUCAGUCGACACAGACUCCUCGUCCGAGAAUCAUAGACCUACCACCAUCGAUCCUCGUGUCACGCAAACCAGCUUUCCACAAACGCAGAUCGAUCUCUUGCGACAAGAACGAAUGUAUGUAGAGCAACGAAGGAGCUCUCACGACGUGCGGCUCGCACAGCAACGUCCGAUAUCAGCAUUACAUGCCAGCACACGCCGACAACAUCACGAAGAUCAGGCAGUUGCGAAUCAGAAUUUCCCCACUUCGGCCAUAAGACCUCGUGUAGUAGGCUCACGUAUCCGACGCCGUCUGAACAAUAACGCGAAUGCUUCUUCCAGGACUUCAAUGCACGUCGCAAGCUUUGGUGUUGGUUUACCAGAACCUACACUACCGCGCGUCGGAUCAGCAGCCAUGGUUUCCGCAGAGUAUUCGGGUGAAGCCGAAGUCAAUCGAAGGAGGAAACGAUGUAAGCUGGACGAGGACCGCUUGACUAGAGGCACGAAAACUUUCAGCUAUGGUUGGAAAGGUCAGGUCGUGCCUGGGCCUUUGCGGAUGGAAAUCCACUCAUGUGACGGCGGACUUCAUAAUGAAGCCUUCCAACAAGAUCGCCACCAAUACCAUAGAGACAAUAUGCUCUGCAACGAUAAAAGUGUUUAUUGCACAGAUCGAGGCCAUUGCAACAUUAUACUCAAACAUGUAGGAGAGGCUUCCUUCGAAUUAAAAAAGCUGGUCAUCAAAGCUCCCGAGAGUGGCUUCACCGCGCCUAUACAAGAAGGUAUGAUCUUCAUCUCCAUGACUAGCAAGGACCUUCUGUCCCGGACAUCACCAUAUCAUCUUUGUUCUGAGUACCCUAGCGACUGUGAGUCUGGAGAAGGGUCUCUCAGUUGUUCGACACCACUCUCAUCAAGCCGGCCGAUCUCGCGCCGAAGAGACAGCGCUGCACGAUCAGUUCCACCUCCCGUUUCGGACAUCAUGUUACGGACCUUUCAUAGGAAUGACUGGAGAAUCUCAGAACCAUAUCCCAGGUAUCCAAUAUCCACGGCAUAUCAAGCACCGAACAGAUAUGAAGUAGACCCAGAGAGUAUCGAACGACGAAUGUCACCCUCAAACGUCGCCGUCGUAAAUCAGGGUUUCAUAGUAACGUCUCAUUGCAACGAUCCUUCCGGAGACGAAGAGGAAGAAUCGUCUCCUGCAACGCUUGCUGAUCGCUACAAUCGCGAGCACAUGCCGAACACCGUCUCCCCAACUUCGGAGGAGGAUGCGGACGAAACCUUCGACCGAGCGAUGCGAGAAAGGAGGCUUGGUCUAUCGCCCAACCGGCUACCCUAUCAAAUGCGGAGGGGCAGACGAAAAUCUACGCCUUCGACCUUCGAGGUCGUAGAUGACGAAGAAUGCAAAGUUGCAAUGGAGGACGUCCUCGCCCCUCACGCAGAAUUCUUCAUCGAAAAAGACAAGAGCGUCGUCAGUAUCUCAUUCGAGCCACCUGUGUAA
Bacidia gigantensis is the source of this 1500-nucleotide messenger RNA. RefSeq lists its product as uncharacterized. NCBI's taxonomy places the organism in Eukaryota, Fungi, Ascomycota, Lecanoromycetes, Lecanorales, Ramalinaceae. The record is from RefSeq and is a predicted model, not a curated record. Bases 1 to 1500 code for a protein of 499 amino acids. The transcript has 3 exons.